AGGGUGUUUCGGGGGUAACUGAUUGCCUCCCUGCUUCCCUCCUUCCCUCCCUGACUGACUGUUUUAACCGUUUUUUGUUGUUGUUGUUCCUCCGGACAGUCGUGUUUGAACGGUGACCAGGAACAUAAACACACCGUUAGGAAGAAAAACGGAAAUAAGACCGAGGUUUGGAGAAGAAGAAAGCAGCUGAAGGGGAGCUUUUGUGUUCGGGGGUCUGUGGAGGGGCUCCGAGCCUGGAGGAGGAGGAGGAGGAGAAGGGGGGGAGAAGAGCUGCUAGGACGCCGAAGGAAGGAGCCUGAGAGUCGGACACGCUUCCAGGCUUCGCCACCGAGAACCUGAGUGAAUGGGAUGGAGCCGGGACCAUCUGGAGCUGUGCCCAUGGGGCUGUACCCCCCGCCCCUGCAGAAUGUCUUCCAGGCUCCCCGGAGGCCAGGCAUGGGCACCGUUGGGAAGCCCAUCAAGCUGCUGGCCAACUACUUUGAGGUGGAGAUCCCCAAGAUGGACGUCUACCACUACGAGGUGGACAUCAAACCCGACAAGUGUCCUCGCCGAGUCAACAGGGAAGUGGUGGAGUACAUGGUACAGCAUUUCAAACCACAGCUCUUCGGCGACCGCAAGCCGGUAUACGACGGCAAGAAGAACAUCUACACGGUCCUGGCUCUUCCUAUAGGGAGCGAGAAGGUGGACUUCGAGGUGACCAUUCCAGGUGAAGGGAAAGACCGGAUCUUUAAGGUGUCGAUCCGCUGGCUGGCGAAGGUGUCAUGGAGGUUGCUACAGGAGACGCUGGUGAGCGGACGGCUCCAGGUCCCGUUGGAUUCGGUCCAGGCUCUGGAUGUGGCCAUGAGACACCUGGCGUCCAUGAGGUACACUCCGGUGGGCCGCUCCUUCUUCUCCCCCCCUGAAGGGUACUACCAUCCCCUGGGAGGAGGAAGAGAAGUCUGGUUCGGCUUCCAUCAGUCUGUAAGACCGGCCAUGUGGAAGAUGAUGCUUAACAUUGACGUGUCAGCCACGGCUUUCUACAAAGCCCAACCUGUCAUCGAGUUCAUGUGUGAGGUUCUGGACAUCCGCAACAUCGACGAGCAGCCCAAGACCUUAACCGAUUCCCAGAGGGUUCGAUUCACCAAGGAAAUCAAGGGCCUGAAGGUGGAGGUGACGCACUGCGGCCAGAUGAAAAGGAAGUAUCGAGUGUGUAACGUCACUCGCCGUCCCGCCAGUCACCAGACGUUCCCUCUGCAGCUGGAGAGCGGGCAGACGGUGGAGUGCACAGUCGCGCAGUAUUUUAAACAGAAGUACAACCUGCAGCUAAAGUACCCUCACCUGCCUUGUCUGCAGGUCGGCCAGGAGCAGAAACACACCUACCUGCCCCUGGAGGUGUGUAACAUCGUAGCAGGGCAGAGAUGCAUCAAGAAACUGACCGAUAAUCAGACGUCCACUAUGAUCAAAGCUACAGCGCGCUCAGCACCAGACCGGCAGGAGGAGAUCAGCAGACUGAUGAAGAACGCUAAUUUUAAUCUGGAUCCCUACAUUCAAGAGUUUGGGAUCAAGGUACGGGACGACAUGGCGGAGGUGACGGGUCGAGUCCUCCCAGCUCCCAUCCUGCAGUACGGAGGCAGGAACCGAGCUAUCGCGACACCCAACCAAGGAGUGUGGGACAUGAGGGGGAAACAGUUCUACAACGGCAUCGAGAUCAAAGUGUGGGCCAUCGCCUGCUUCGCUCCGCAGAAACAGUGUCGUGAAGAGGUGCUCAAGAACUUCACAGAUCAGCUGCGUAAAAUCUCGAAGGAUGCCGGGAUGCCCAUCCAGGGCCAGCCGUGUUUCUGUAAAUACGCCCAGGGAGCCGACAGCGUGGAGCCCAUGUUCAGGCACCUUAAAAACACCUACUCCGGCUUGCAGCUCAUCAUCGUCAUCCUGCCCGGGAAGACACCUGUCUAUGCGGAGGUGAAGCGUGUAGGAGACACUCUCCUAGGAAUGGCCACUCAGUGCGUACAGGUGAAGAACGUGGUGAAGACGUCACCGCAGACGCUCUCCAACCUCUGCUUGAAGAUCAACGUCAAACUCGGUGGGAUAAACAACAUCCUGGUACCACAUCAAAGGUCCGCAGUGUUCCAGCAGCCCGUCAUCUUCCUGGGUGCAGACGUCACACACCCACCAGCUGGAGACGGGAAAAAGCCCUCUAUCACUGCAGUAGUGGGCAGUAUGGACGCCCACCCCAGUCGGUACUGUGCCACGGUGCGGGUGCAGAGGCCGCGUCAGGAGAUCAUCGAAGAUCUCUCCUACAUGGUGCGCGAGCUCCUCAUCCAGUUCUACAAAUCCACCCGCUUCAAACCCACCCGCAUCAUCUUCUACAGGGACGGCGUUCCAGAAGGGCAGCUACCUCAGAUCCUGCACUAUGAGCUGCUGGCAAUCCGGGACGCAUGCAUCAAGCUGGAGAAGGAUUACCAGCCCGGCAUCACCUACAUCGUGGUGCAGAAGCGGCACCACACCCGGCUGUUCUGCGCCGACAAGUCCGAGAGGAUUGGGAAAAGCGGCAACAUUCCAGCAGGAACCACAGUCGACACCAGCAUCACACACCCCUUUGAGUUUGAUUUCUACCUGUGCAGUCAUGCAGGAAUUCAGGGCACCAGCCGCCCGUCACAUUACUACGUGCUGUGGGACGACAAUCGCUUCACCGCCGAUGAGCUCCAGAUUCUUACCUACCAGUUGUGCCAUACGUACGUGCGCUGCACACGCUCCGUCUCCAUCCCCGCACCUGCCUACUACGCCCGGCUCGUGGCCUUCCGUGCCCGUUAUCACCUGGUGGACAAAGAGCACGACAGUGGCGAGGGAAGUCACGUCUCCGGUCAGAGUAACGGCCGGGACCCCCAGGCUCUGGCCAAAGCAGUGCAGAUUCACCACGACACCCUGAGGACCAUGUACUUUGCCUGAGAGCCUCCCCUUGUGCUGACCCUGAGGGGGCCUUAAGAGCCUCGUCACACUACAAAUCCCACACACCUCAACAACACUAACACAGCGUCGUGCCCUAAUCCGGCAGGCCUGAGCCUCGUUUACUUUGUUGUUGUUGGUUUUCUUUCUUUUUCUUCUUCUUUUUUUUUUUUUUUUUUUAAGUGUAUUGUUGUUUACUACCUUCACACCGUGUAUGUAUGUUCGUAUGCAAUACGGAGGAGAAGCAAAGGCACAACGCACCCGAAGAUCUGACUGCCAAUACGGCGCCUCAUCUCGCAUCAGUGUUCAACGGAGGAAAAACAAGCGUCAACACCUUUGUGUUGUUUUAAUUCUUGCUCUAUGGACACUUUUUUUUUAAUCAUGUUUUUAUUUUUGAACAGCCUUGAAUGAAAGAUUUUAGCACUUAGAAUUAGCUUUUAGACACCGUGGGCUAGGCGGGUACGUCUUUGUCUCUGUUCUUCCGGACCGUAGCUCGCCUGUGGAUGCUGGAGACGCAAAGUUGUGCUCAGCGCUCUCGAGUGUAGCUGAUCUUAUUUAGACGUGCCUCCGUAGUCAGGGGCAGCACUAGCAUAACGAUAGAUAGUGUUUUUUUAUGGAAGUCCAAAGGGGUCAUACUUUUUAUUAUUAUUUUUUAUUUGUUCCUUGCUUUUUCUUGAUCACACAGGCAGCUUUAGCUCCACUGCACGCCACAUAAAUAAGGUUAGGUAUAAGGCUAAAGUGGUAGCUAUCGAUUUCAAGGAGUAGUUCAACCCAAAAUCAAAUGUAGACCAUUUCCUCUCUGGGCCCAAAUGUAGUUGUAGCCAAAAUACAUGCGAUUUCUGAAGUUUGCCCUCGUUAGAUUUGCACUGAUGCUCUGAGGCUAAUGUAGCUAAAAGAAAUAAAGAAAGCUUAUAGCCUCCAGUUUAGCAUCAUGCAAAACAAAACAAAACAAAAAAAAAACAGGAUCGGCAUGCAAUUUGGUGUCGGUCUGUGUAAGAUCCAGACUUUGGGAGGAGACGUGGCUAACAGUUUAAAGGUGGAGUUAUAUUUGGGGUAAAGGGGAAAUUAGGUACAUUUUAUUUUUGGAUAAGCCGGUUACAUGUUCACAUGUUCUCCCUGUGUCCUUAUGGAUUUCCAUCUUGUUCUCCGGUUUCCUAAAAUUUCAUCUGGUGAUGAACUGGUGUUUAAACUCAUGGCGUAUUCCUGCCUCACACCCAGUGUUUUCAAUAUAGACACUGAAUCCCCCGAACAGAGAUAAAGCAGUUACUCAUGAUGGAUGAAUGUUUCUUUAAAAAAAAAAAAUCUGGGUUGUAUUAUUUCUGGGUGUUAGCUAGUUCCUUAUUUUGAGCUUUUUAUAUAAGAAAAAGUGAAAAUCUUAGUAUUCCAAGUAAGGAAAAAAAAACCUUACAUGGCCUCUAUGGACUUCCAUACAUUUAAGAUAAGUUUCUUCUACGUGUGCAACACAGAAACCAGCAUUCUGAACCAGCCAAAUGUGAUGCCAACCAUUCAAAGAGGCACUUGUCUUUUGAAAUGUGCAUCUGUUUCAGACAGACUGUCUGUAUGUGAAGAAACUGACCGUGCAGCAUUCUGGCACGCUGUAGAUAAAUAACAGAGGCGCAAGAUCACACACACACACACACAAAUCUUUCCUUCCUAUUCCACAAGAGCCUUCCAGCAUCUCUAAACUGGUCUGUACACAAAGCAAUACAAGGUCUUUUCACAGUCUACGUGAGCGCUCUCUGCUCACACUGCACAUUCCACACACCAAGAAGGACGUGACACACUUCCCCUCCGCCUUCUCUCGUUCUCACUCUAACUCAAAGGACACAGGAACAUGUUUUUUUUUUUUUUUUUGUUGGUGUUGUAAGCACCCACCAUGUAGCUACCCACUACCUUCUCUUACGUAGAAACAUGAAAGCUCUGCCGUCGGGUCAGAUCAUGCACAACCCACCCGUCUUCUCCGUCAUCCCACACGCGUGCGCGCACACACACACACCACAGCCUUAUGAUUAAAAAGCCCAAGUCGCAUCCUCCCACGUAGCAGCCAUGGUACAUACACACACACACACAUAUCUGCCUGGAUUUCUGCCAGAUGUGUACCAUGUACACAGGAAUUGUUGAAACAGAAGUUUCAUGUUUUUUUUUGUUUUUGUUUUUUUUUAACCCAUCCAUGUCAUUGUGGGUUUAUGUAUUGCAUGUUUAAAUUGUGACUGGAUCCUCAGAAACCAUGUUCUCUUUCGUUUCUAUGCCGUGAAUUGUUCUUAUUAAUUGUAACUGCACUUGUUGCCUCUUGGUUCCUACCAAGGGGUUACUGUAAGGGGGAGGUGUCUUCACUUUCACUUAUUUUAGCCUCAAAAGCACCUCAAAACAAAAUGGAACGCCAUACACAUAGGGUCCAUCAAACUUCCAAAGGGAUCUUGGUAUAUAACCGUUGAAUGGGUUUACUUUUUUGGAAAUGAGUAUUAUGUUUCAGCCAACAUCAACUCAAACUGUAUUUAUAACUUGAUAUGGCCGUUGAUGGUUGGGCAAAUAGAAUUGUGAGAGCUCUGAUCUGAUCCAGCAGUUUUAUAUCAUGAUGCAGUACUUAAGUCACAAAUCAAAGGAGCCUCAAUUUGGGGGUAAACGCCCCUUAGACCCAAAGAGAAGGAACUGGAGAUCUAACUUGACUCAGCCUCACUAUAAAAGCAAUACAAAGCCACUGCAAAACAACAGCCCUUAUCUUAGCACUUCACAAUAGGCUGAUUUGGAAGUACAUGUGAACAAAGUUAUUUUGGCAUUGUAUGUAAUAGUGUUGGGGAGGGUUAUUUUUUAAAAGGAAAUAAAAGUUGUUUUUUAUU
Messenger RNA from Tachysurus vachellii, 5759 nucleotides. It is a transcript of the gene ago1, whose product is annotated as argonaute RISC component 1. The record is from RefSeq and is a predicted model, not a curated record. The coding region runs from base 349 to 2925 and encodes 858 amino acids. The transcript is spliced from 19 exons. NCBI's taxonomy places the organism in Eukaryota, Metazoa, Chordata, Actinopteri, Siluriformes, Bagridae. Gene Ontology annotation, molecular function: protein binding; RNA binding.